Linum trigynum is the source of this 3375-nucleotide messenger RNA. The record is from the annotation of a GenBank genome assembly. Lineage: Eukaryota; Viridiplantae; Streptophyta; Magnoliopsida; Malpighiales; Linaceae.
UGUAAUAACCAAUGGCGAAAGUGUGGAAAUCGGUAUCCCAAUACCAAUUACCGAAAUUCUGAAUAUCGAAUUACAUUCUAAAAUCAAUCCCAAUCACAAUCCCUAAAUAAUUUAGGUAUCUCAAUCCCAGUUCCUAAAUAUUUCGGUAUCUUUAUCGGUAUUAUCGAAUACGGAAUUAAUUAUCUCUACAAUUAAUAAUUAAAUAUAUAAAUUAUAUUUGAUUAUUUAAUUUAGAGCAAAGAGAUUAAACAAAGAGUCUUGAGUUUGUCUAGAACUAGGAUAUGGAUAAGGAGAAUGGAGGAGAGGUGACAUCUCAAAUUCUUGUCAUUGGUAAUUCUUAAUUUGAGGAAUUGGAGGCUAAAAGAUGACUAAUACUAGUGUUUGCUUUUUGGACGAAUUCCAAAAAUACACAUGUUUUUAAAAAAAAUUCUCAAAAUACACACGUUAUAAUUUUUUUUUCCAAAAUACACAUGUUUGGGCAUCAUUGCUGUUGUCAACCGCAGUGAAUGCAUUCACCGCGGCAGACCAAAGCGGUGAAUGCAUCACCGCGGUUGACGGCCGCGGUGAAUACCCGACUUAACACUGAAACUUCAAACAAACGUAAUUUUGCACGCGGUUAUCCGAUUGUAGCGAAAUAUUUUUUUAUUACAUAUAACUUUUCAAGAUAUUUCAAUCUGCAACAAGACUUCAUCUCAAAAAAAUAUCGUUUGUUACCCCGAAUGAGCAAUUUUUCGAUUUUGCCGAACUUUGGAAGGACAUAAGUUUUAGCUCCUCAAUCCGAACGUCAUAAAGUUUGUUUUUAUUGCGCAUAACUUUUUAAGAACUACAACUUUGACUAGAAAAUAAUUUUUAAAAAAGAAGUAUUUUUGGGUAUACGAGAUUUUGGGAAUAACUUUGCCUUUACUUUUCACAAAUCCACAUACUUUCCAAAAUUAUAGUUAGAAUCAAAGUUGUAGUACUUCAAAAGUUAUGCAAAAUCAAAAAAAGUUUCAUGACAUUCGGAUUGCGGAGCACAAAGUUAUGAUCUUCCAAAGUUUGUCAAAUUUGAAAAAUUGCUCGUUCGGGGUAGCAAAUGAUUUUUUUUUGGGAUGAAGUAUAAUUUCAGAUUGAAAGAUCUUGAAAAUUUAUGUGGAAUAAAAAAAAACUCGCUACAAUUGGAUAACCGAGCGCAAAGUUACGUUUGUUUGAAGUUUAAAUGUUACGUCAGGAAUUCACCGCGACCGUCAACCACGGUGAUGCAUUCACCGCUUCUGUCUGCCGCGGUGAAUGCAUUCAAAACCGAAGGAAAAUGGCCUUUCGAAAAAAGCGGCUAAAAAUUACAAAAAUGCCAUCCGAAAAAAUUCGACCAAAUUUCCGACCAAAUCGGCCAUUGCUAGACUUCAUCGUUGGUGGAGAGUACCCUAAGGCCGAAUCUGUGAUCCGUCACAUUCAAAAUCCAAGGAAAAUGGACUUUCCAUAAAAUCGCCCGAAAUCGGUGAUGGUACCCCUUUGGAAACUGGUAAAAAUUGCCCCGGAAAUUUUCCGCCCGAAACCCUGUUUAAUAGACUUAUUCAUCCCUAAAGAAUAGCCUCAGGCUGAAUCCGUGAUCUGCACCCUUCAAAACCGAAGGAAAAUGGCCUUUCGAAAAAAGCGCCUAAAAAUUACGAAAAUGCCCUCCGGAAAAAUUCGACCAAAUCGGCCAUUGCUAGACUUCAUCGUUGGUGGAGAGUACCCUAAGACCGAAUCUGUGAUCCGUCGCAUUCAAAAUCCAAGGAAAAUGGACUUUCCAUAAAAUCGCCCAAAAUCGGUGAUGGUACCCCUUUGGAAAUGGCAAAAAUCGCCCCGAAAAUUUUCCGCCCGAAACCCUGUUUAAUAGACUUAUUCAUCCCUAAAGAAUAGCCUCAGGCUGAAUCCGUGAUCUGCACCCUUCAAAACCGAAGGAAAAUUGCCUUUCAAAAAAAAGCGCCUAAAAUUACGAAAAUGCCAUCCGGAAAAAUUUCCGACCAAAUCGGCCAUUGCUAGACUUCAUCGUUGAUGGAGAGUAUCCUAAGGCCGAAUCAGUGAUCCGUCGCAUUCAAAAUCCAAGGAAAAUGGACUUUCCAUAAAAUCGCCCAAAAUCGGUGAUGGUACGUACCCUUUGCAAACUAGAAAAAAUUGCCCCGGAAAUUUUCAGCCCGAAACCCUGUUUAAUAGACUUAUUCAUCCCUAAAGAAUAGCCUCAGGCUGAAUCCGUGAUCUGCACCAUUCAAAAUCGAAGGAAAAUGGCCUUUCGAAAAAAGCGCCUAAAAAUUACGAAAAAACCCGCCGGAAAAAUUCGACCAAAUUUCCGACCAAAUCGGCCAUUGCUAGACUUCAUCGUUGAUGAAGAGUAUCCUAAGGCCGAAUCAGUGAUCCGUCGCAUUCAAAAUCCAAGGAAAAUGGACUUUCCAUAAAAUCGCCCGAAAUCGGUGAUUGUACCCCUUUGGAAACUGGCAAAAAUUGCCCCGGAAAUUUUCCGCCCGAAACCCUGUUUAAUAGACUUAUUCAUCCCUAAAGAAUAGCCUCACGCUGAAACUGUGAUCUGCACCCUUCAAAACUGAAGUAAAACGGCCUUUCGAAAAAAGCGCCUCAAAAUUACGAAAGUACCCUCUGGAAAAAUUCGACCAAAUUUCCGACCAAAUCGGCCUUUGCUUGACAUCAUCGUUGGUGGAGAGUACCCUAAGGCCAAAUCUGUGAUCCGUCGCAUUCAAAAUCCAAGGAAAAUGGAUUUUAAUAAAAUCGCCCGAAAUCGGUGAUGGUACCCCUUUGGAAACUGGCAAAAAUUGCCCCAGAAAUUUUUCGCCGGAAACCCUGUUUAAUAGACUUAUUCAUCCCUAAAGAAUAGCCUCAGGCUGAAUUCGUGAUCUACACCCUUCAAAACCUAAGGAAAAUGGCCUUUCGAAAAAAGUGCCUCAAAAUUACGAAAAUUCCCUCCGGAAAAAUUCGACCAAAUCGGCCAUUGCUAGACUUCAUCGUAGGUGGAGAGUACCCUAAGGCCGAAUUUGUGAUUCGUCGCAUUCAAAAUCCAAGGAAAAUGGACUUUCCAUAAAAUCGCCCGCAAUCGGUGAUGGUACCCCUUUGGAAACUGGCAAAAAUUGCCCCGAAAAUUUUCCGCCCGAAACCCUGUUUAAUAGACUUAUUCAUCCCUAAAAAAUAGCCUCAGGCUGAAUCCGUGAUCUGCACCCUUCAAAACCGAAGGAAAAUUGCCUUUCAAAAAAAGCGCCUAAAAAUUACGAAAAUGCCAUCCGGAAAAAUUUCCGACGAAAUCGGCCAUAGCUAGACUUCAUCGUUGAUGGAGAGUAUCCUAAGGCCGAAUCAGUGAUCCGUCGCAUUCAAAAUCCAAGGAAUAUGGACUUUCCAUAAAAUCGCUCGAUAUCG